Molecule: messenger RNA, 2256 nt
Organism: Anoplopoma fimbria (sablefish)
Lineage: Eukaryota; Metazoa; Chordata; Actinopteri; Perciformes; Anoplopomatidae
Exons: 8
Coding region: 352-1173 (273 amino acids)
Biological process (GO): cell surface receptor signaling pathway
Molecular function (GO): transmembrane signaling receptor activity
Source: RefSeq, a predicted model, not a curated record
GCCCAGCCAGGCAGAGUGAAGGGAUGGUUUUUCCUCUUCUUCCUUGUGCUAAGCAGACUCGGACCUAUAUCCGUGCAAGGUGAUCCAGGGCAUGAGGGCGCUCAUGCUCACGGCACAGGCGGUGCUACUAAUCCUACUCCCCAUAGGAGGGGACACUGGUCAGAGUGUUCUGGGAGAACGGAACAAAAAAGAGACAACGAGCACUUCAGUGCUUAGCAACGAACAGCUCCGUCUGCCAGAAACCUGAACCUGCUGUUUCCUCACCAGCAGAGAAACAGGAAGAGGAGGAGGUUCUUACUUACAUGAUAUUUAAAUGCAGUCUGAUGCUCAGACAGUCAGCAGCAAGACAACAUGGAGGUCACAGCUCUCUGCAUCAGACUGAUGAGGACUGGGAUGUUGCUGCUGGUCGCACAAGCUGCCUUCAGUUAUUCCCAAAAAGCUGAUGCAGCUUUUCCUCAGGUGGUUCCAAACAGACAGCAGCACUUUGAAUAUGAUCCUCUUGUUAUCAGCUGUGAGGGACUGGAGGGAUGGAAGCUGAUCAGGAGAAUCAGAGGAGUAGUUAAAUCAUGUUCUACUUCCUGGUCAACAUCUGGACCCUGUGAAAUUAAAUCUACCAUUUCAGCAGUUGACAGUGGAGAGUACUGGUGUGAAAUGGGAGUAAAGACCAGUUACACUGUCAACAUCACUGUCACUGGUGGUCCAGUGAUCCUGGAGAGUCCUGUCCUUCCUGUGAUGGAGGGAGAAGCUGCCACUCUGAGCUGCAGAGAUAAGCAGGAAUCCCCCAACCUCACAGCUGAAUUCUUUAAGGAUGGCCACUUGAUGGAGAGAAGCUCUACGGUAAACAUGACCAUCCACAGAGUUAACGAGUCUGAUGAAGGAGUCUACAAGUGCAGGAUCUCUAAUGGAGGAGAAUCACCAGAGAGCUGGCUGACGGUCAGAGAGGCUAGUUCUACCUCCUCCAGUCCUACCUCCUCCAGUUCUACCUCCUCCAGUUCUGUCCUAUGGAUCGUUGUCUCUGUUUUGUUGGUGGUUCUUCUGUCGGCGGUCGGACUGCUUCACUUUGGCAAUGUUUUUUGGCACAGAGAUGAGGAUGAUUUUUUGUCCAGAGCUCUUUACUACACCUUUGGCCUGGGAGACACUCAACACCUGGAUCAACAAGUGACAGCUGACUGAAGGAGGAGCUUUAAAAGACGUGACAACAAUUAAUCACACAGUAAAUAAGCAAAGCCAUCUGAGUGACAUGAGGAAGUACAAUAGCCCAUGUGUUAUGUACUGAAAACAAUUACGGUACAAAAUGUAUGAGUAUAAUAAUAAUGGAAUAACAAAUUGAGCACAACAUGUGUACAUUGUGAAUAUUCAUAUUAAAUAAUGGUGUAUAUUGUGAGCUGGACUGACUUGGUUGUGAGAUCAUAUGAAGUUUUGAAGCACUUUAAAAUGGACUAAUGUCUUCAUGCAGCCUUCAUCUGAAUUCUUUGAUGAACUUAAGUAUCUGUUUCUAUUUUUAAUAAGUAUCAGUUUAUUAUGGUCUAACGGUUAAAGUGACUUGUUCCAUCUCUGUCUGUUCACAUGUGUGAGAACACCGGCACAGAGCUGCCUCCGCUUUUAAAUACAUUGUGGUCAACUUCUAACUUAAUAGAAAUACAUCGCUGUUAUCUGAAGCGGACACACUUAGUUCUUUGUUAACACUGUAUUAUGUUUGCUAUGAAAAUAGCACAUAUCUCAUGAAAGUGCAAAGGUUUCUGAUGAGAAAAUGUGGAGUUAAAAAACUGCUAUUACAGUGUAGAAAAAGGUCAAGUUGCACCUGUCAAUCUGUGAUGUUCUGUGAUACAAAACAUCACUUUUUUUAGGGUCCUUGUCAUUUUUAUGAGGCUGAUAGUUCUUGUUUUAACACAGACUCUGGCCUUGCUUUUAUAAAUGAUGUUUCUAAACAGUGUGUGACAUGAUUAAAAGGUCAUUGAUUUGCAAAUAGGCAUUUAUUCGCUUACCUGACAUAACCCCACAUUAUUUUAGAAGAGCAUGGAUUAAUGAGUAAUGGUAACUUGUGGCAGUAAGUCAUAAAUUAGUAUGGCGAAAACGUACACAAUUUGAAUUACAAUGGCAGAGUGGCCCUCUUCCUGAAGGCUAUCUGCUCUUGUUCAUUGAACCUGGGGUAGUGGAGAAGGUCUAUUGGAAAGUUAUCUAGCUUUCAUGUAGCGUUAGCAUGCUUCAUCCAGGAUCCAGCAGCAAAAGUGAACUCCAGUCAAUGAGCCACGAUGU